This is a messenger RNA of Cuscuta europaea, 1790 nucleotides long. The record is from the annotation of a GenBank genome assembly. NCBI's taxonomy places the organism in Eukaryota, Viridiplantae, Streptophyta, Magnoliopsida, Solanales, Convolvulaceae.
CAGAAAACGAAAACGGGCACAUUCUAAACGGGAGGAAGGAGUAUAAGAAAGUGUACACGUCAGUACAACGUAUUUGUUACAACAGUGUUCAUCGUCUUAUCUGUCUUCAGCACAUAUACAUAAGGCCUCUUAAAUUUUAAAUAACUCGCUAAUCUAGAGUCUAGACAAUCAUGGAGGUUUUGAAGGGAUACUACAUGACAGCGUUGUUAGCUCUGCUUUUUUCUUGCAUAAUUGCAAAGCUGUUUUCUGAUGUCUUGUCCAGCGAUGUCAACAAGACUGCUAAAAGCAGCCGAGUUGUUGCGGCAAAACGAUCAACUGUUGAUCAUGUGAAGAUGCCCGAUCAAGAUGCAGGACAGGUGCUUGUUAAAAAGUCCCAAAAGGUUGAGCAAUGUUUUGAUGCGAGUGAUGGCGGGUCAGGAGAAGAGGAAUCAAAGAAUAUUGAAUUUUCAGAGGAUGGGGCUGUUACAGAGAAGGUCCGAGCCUCAAAGGUUGAUGCUUUUUGUGUUCAUAUUGAAGGGGAAAGAACCAUGAUAGGAGAAAACGGGGUGGUCGGGACUGGAGGUGGAUUUAGAGAAGAGGAUGAGGAUCAAGAUUGGGAAGGAAUUGAGAGAAGUGAGCUGGAGAUGGUGUUCGGCAAGGCAGUUAACUUGGUGGAGUGUGGGGGAGAUGAAGCACUAUCAAAUCUGGGAAUAGAGUUGCAGAUGCAGCUGUAUGGCCUUCAGAAAGUAGCAAUGGAAGGGCCUUGUUUUGAGCCUCAGCCAAUGGUAUUCAGAGUCUCUGCCCGAUCCAAAUGGAAUGCUUGGCGAAGACUGGGAAACAUGAGCUCAGAGGUGGCUAUGGAGCAAUACGUUAAACUUGUAUCUGAUUCUGUUCCUGAUCGGGAUGGUUGUGUAAGUACUUCUUCAGAAACGGUAAAAGGCGAUGACCCUGGUAACUUGAACUGAAACAGGCAGUUGAAAAGUGAGAUUUGCUAGCAGCAAUGUAGGUGGUAAUUGUUUCAGCUAAUCCUUUGAACUGUUUAUACUUCCUUGGUGCAAAAUAUAGUAUCCAUAUUGGAAUAUGUGAUUGUUUUUAUGUUCUUGUGUGGCAUGAUGUAAUAAAACUUUCUUAUGGGUAUUAUUUAUGAUGUAGCUGCCUCAUUUUGGAUUAUUUUUCCAGGAAUAAGCAAUAUGGGAAUUGAUAGCCAAAUGCUUCAUUGUCAUCUGAUCAUCUCUCAUGACUGAAUCUGAAGAUGUGUUUCAGUAAUUGCAAGGCCUUUUGUGUCGUAGUAAUAAAAUUGUUUUCUCGUUCUUCAGUUCAUUACUCCUUGAUGUUUAAUGUUAAUGGCUAUGUAAGACCUUCGAUAUGUAAUUAUGUAAAUUACCUCGUAUAUAUCAUUGAUGGAUUUAUGGGACUAGGCCCAGAGCCUAAUUGGCCCAGGCCCCGAACUUGGACCCGUGUAUCCAAGUUCACAACCUGGAGCCUACCUACCAGACCAACGGGGAGCCUGUCAGUCCGGGUGACCUCCCAGCCCAGAAGAGUAACGGUCAAGCAAUUAAUGCGCUGUUUAAUUAUGUAUUUAAUUCCGUUUUAAUGUUGUAAUUAAUUAGUCAUUAUUAUUGGUAGCGGUUACAAUUUGUAUACGCUUAUAAAAGGUGGGUUGUAAUUCUAGUUAGGGGAGGCGAUUUCAUAUUCUAUUCUUGGCAACUAAAACCUCUCUAGCACUUUCCAUUUUCGCAUUGUUUUCUUGAUUUUCUGUUUGAGUGUUGUACAUAGCUUUCCUAAACGCUUACGAGCGUCCUAUUUUGGAC